AUGGUGCAAGGAGAAACGGGUUCCGUAAUAGAGCACCUGAUAUCCGUUUCGAAAUCAAUCGAAGCCGCUAAGGAUGAAGCUGCGAUACAGUUUAUGAAGUAUCGGGACGAUACCCAGAAGCUCGAAUCGAAGAUCAGGGCCCUGGAAGGACAACGAAAGGCUGACGAACAGCGGAUCAAGAAGCUACAAUAUGAGGUUGCCGAGCUACGACGCUACAAGAAAACUACAAACCCGGGAGCUCAAGAUGAAGAAGAGGAUGAGGAAGUGGAAAACGAUGGCGGCAUCGAUGAUAGAAUAAUAGAAGCGAAGCUACAAAAGUUCAAGGAGACGUACGAUCCUGAAAAGGCAACUGAAUUAUCUUGGCCUGAAGAACCUGUUAACGCCCUAUUUCUGGGGAGCGUUAAUCGUGUACGAGACUCUUAUAAAAAACUUUACUGCGAAACGAGGAGUCUGAUGGGGAUUAUGGGUUCUCUUCGAACCCAGGUCAAACACCACAAACGCAGAGCUGAACAAUGGCAACGCUGGUGUACUGAACUGUCUAAAUCAAACGUAGUUCCUGCGGCCACGAACUCAGACAGUGAUGAUACUCCGAUUACGCAAAGAGCCCCUCAGCAUGAGAGCACUCUUUCAACUUCGACUCCAACACCAGCCCGUACUCAAGACCAGAGGCAGGAAAUUCCCAACAGCUCUGAUACCGCUUCAACGACGUCGAAUUCGUCACCAAUAGCAUCUACAUCUUCGGGCAGUAAGGCGAGUGGAUCUCGUCCCGAAAUUGAGGCCUGUAAUCAACAACGCACUAUCCGUGUCAAGGAUGAACCCCUUUCCUUUGGAUCUCUACAAGAACCAUCUUUCCCCCAGGAGAUAAUUCCGAGUGGAUCUUUGGAUCUCGACGAGGUGGGUGAUGCAGUGACUACGCCCCGGAGCCGGCGAGUUGCCGUUUUCACAGAUGCCAGCUCUAGACCACAAAAUAAGGGACCGGUUCUUACUCCCAACAUUCAAAGCGGAGAGUGCCGCGCUUUUCAACCCAAAGACACGAAUUUACCCCAUCAAUUCAGGACACCAGAAGAGUCUGCAGUCAAACGGAGAAGGACUGGCGAUAGCGGGGCAUCCGCAAUCCACACAGUCGCUCAAGAUGGGGAGGAUCGAAACUAUAUCCGUGCAGCGGGGAAAGCUAGCAAUAUUGAGAACGAGACACCUUCCAAACCGUCGGUUCGGAAUCCAGACGCACACCGACGACUUGAUGAUCUUCUGGCAGCACGUCCCCAGAGGCAGAGUCCUGCACUGGAUCGACCUGGGAACCCUAACCUAGCACAAUCGGCAAACCCUGUUUCCGGGUCAGACUGGAAGAUUUUCGACAUAUUGAUUCCAUCUGUUAAGACGGUAAUAGAAUGCCAGAACGCUGUCGAUAAACGUCGUGCGCGUGCCCCGAAAAGGAAGCUUCAGCCCGAACCAGACCCAACGCCUGAACCGGACUGGGAAGCAAUCAUAAAGUCCGUACCUUUCAGAGAGUUACCUGUGGAUUGCCUCGACCUCAGUCACUUCAAGCCCAAUCCAGCAAGAAACCAGGGCCUUGACUUCGCCUUCAAAGACGUCGUCCGUCGCUCCGAUCUACGCAAAUGUCUCCCCGGAUGCAUGGAACGUGAUUGCUGCGGAGAUAAGUUCCGCGCCAUGGUUCUAGCACAAGGGAUCAAAUACGAACCCUCGAAGCACAAGACUCUAAUAGAAAACCAUCUGGGAGAAGACCACAACCACCUAAUGAAGAAAUUGACUCGCUCCCAGGAGGUGAUGGAUGGGUUGUUGAUUGAAGCAAAAGCGAAAGAAUUGUCGGAUCGAUUUGGGAAGCAUAGACAUGCUUAUGAACGUGGUCGCACGCCCCCGGGAUUUUGGCGGGCGGAUAUGCCGUCUACGCAAGAACAGGCCAAGGAUCGCAUGGAGGCUGAUCAGAUGGAGCGUGAGAAGGUGCUAGAGAGGAUGAAAGAAGCUAUGAAGCCAGAUGGGCUUUGGAAAUUUGCGGAUGAGUUUUGAUUUCUAUUAGUACUUUUAUUUUCGGGGUAAUAUUGUUGUAAGUGACUGUGUAUAUGUACUUUGAAUAUGUCUAUUGCUCGUACAGUUAAUUACUUCACGUUG
Molecule: messenger RNA, 2127 nt
Organism: Talaromyces stipitatus ATCC 10500
Lineage: Eukaryota; Fungi; Ascomycota; Eurotiomycetes; Eurotiales; Trichocomaceae
Exons: 1
Coding region: 1-2025 (674 amino acids)
Biological process (GO): DNA repair
Source: RefSeq, a predicted model, not a curated record